This is a messenger RNA of Neurospora crassa OR74A, 2904 nucleotides long. Its product is annotated as KH domain RNA binding protein. Gene Ontology annotation, cellular component: nucleus; cytoplasm. The record is from RefSeq and is a predicted model, not a curated record. The transcript has 3 exons. Gene Ontology annotation, biological process: regulation of RNA metabolic process; regulation of gene expression. Bases 1053 to 2498 code for a protein of 481 amino acids. NCBI's taxonomy places the organism in Eukaryota, Fungi, Ascomycota, Sordariomycetes, Sordariales, Sordariaceae. Gene Ontology annotation, molecular function: mRNA binding.
CACAAUUCCAAACUGAACCAAACCUCUCGCGAGACAUUCCACUUCCACUUCCACUUCACUUCCACUUUCUCCCCCCAACAGCCACUCACCACCUGGCAACCCUUUCCUUCUCGACCACACCCCUCGUCGUCGUCGUCAUCUCCUCCUCUCGUCAUCUCGCUGACUUGAGCCAUCCCAUCACUUGUUUUUUUGUCCUCUUUUUUUUUCUUUUUUCUCUUCUGAAGAUUCUGCAGGCUUGUUGGGUUCUCCUUUGCCACGACCACCGACACGCGCCAUCACCACGUCGUCGAAAAAGAAGUCGACCGCCCACCGCACUCCUCCAUCUACACACACCCGGAUCGACGCUCCAAAGUGUGUCCCCCGGUCAAAUCCACGAUCUGCUAUCGGUAGCUACAGCCGGAUCUCGGAUACCCUGGGCUAGCAGUAAAAGACUGGCGUGCUUCGUCUCCAGUGCUUGACAAGCGAAAGAAGGUUUGAGAUACCAGAAGUGCUUCUACUCUCUUCUUCCGUACCAAACAAAAGGGCAAUCCGUCAUCACCUCCGUCUACUCUACCACCACCACCACCACCACUACCACCACCUACUCUACUACUCUACUACGUACCUCACUCACCUUCUUCCUUGCUCAACCACCUCUACUACCUGCCUACUCUUUGCGCCUCGCCCUUGCCGCAUAACAUCACCACCAACUCCCCGGACAAGGCUUCACCAACACUGCAAGAUCAAGCAAUCCAGCGAUAGGCCUCCUUCCUCCCAUACUACUUCGAGCACCAGCACCAGCACCGGUUUCCGUCCCGUCGAUCCUCUCUCUGAUCGGCCCCUCCCGAGCAACCACCACUUCCAACACCCUGAGAGCGCAGUCCCGACCCCUUCAACCGCACCUCCACUACACUACACCAGCACGUUUUCCUUCGAAAACCCCCAAGGUGUAGAUAAAACAAGUUCGAUAAUUCAAGAAGAAUAUUCAUCUCGCGCGACCACGACUUCUUCAUCGAGACGUGAUUAUUACCUGACUUUUAGCUCGCUCGCUCGCAACAACAACAACAACAACCAUGUCCGCCUCGCCACAGCCCACCCAGUCCGCUAAGCGGCCCCUGGACGAGUCCUCUUCGCCCUCUCGCAACGACCAGCCCGAGGCCAAGAGGCUCGCUCUCGACAAGGUUGUCAAGGACGCCCAAGAGGAGGUUGAGGCUCCCGUUCCCGAAGACAGCCACAAUGCCGACGAGACUGCCGGCUCCGCCACCCCCACUCCCGCCCCCGAGUCCAACGGCACCAAGGUGAAGGGAGACAAGUCGGAGGGUCAGGAUGCCCAGGGUGACACAGUUGUCCCCGAUGCUCCCCAGAGCAAGGCAACCAAGGACCACGGUGCUCGCAGCCGCGCUCAGCCCCCUGUCUCUGCUCAACCUCACGAUGAGACUGCUUGGAUCCAUGUUAGAUCCGUUAUUUCCAGCCCGGAGGCCGCCACCAUCAUUGGAAAGGGCGGCGAGAAUGUUUCCAAGAUCAGAGAAAUGUCCAACGCCAAGUGCACCGUCAGUGAUUACCAGAAGGGCGCCGUUGAACGUAUUCUCACUGUUAGCGGUGUCGUUGAUGCGGUCGCAAAGGCAUUCGGUCUUAUUAUCCGUACGCUGAACAAUGAGCCUCUUGCUGAGCCUUCCAACACCCACUCCAAGACCUAUCCCCUGCGUCUCUUGAUUCCCCACGUCUUGAUCGGCUCUAUUAUUGGCAAGGGCGGUGCGCGCAUCAAGGAGAUUCAGGAGGCUUCCGGAGCCCGCCUCAAUGCUUCCGACUCGUGCCUGCCCCUUUCCACGGAACGGUCGUUGGUUGUCAUGGGCGUGGCCGAUGCUGUUCACAUUGCUACUUACUACGUUGGCAGCACUCUUCUCGAGCAGCUCAACGAGCGUUUCGGUGGUCCCGCCGCCUCAGCGUAUGCCACCCGCAGCGGAGGCCCCGCUGCUUCUAUUCCCGGCGGCCUGCAGGUCGUCCCCUACGUUCCUCAGCCCGCUGGCGGCAACUUUGGCAACCGCGAUUACUACCAGCGCAACCGUGGCCCCGACCCCAGGUCUCACCACGGCAUGCCGCCCAGCCAGUACCCUGCGCCAUAUGGUGCACCUCAUCCGGCCCAGCCCAACCCUGCCGUCCCGAUGCACUACGGUGCCCACGCCGCCGGUGGUUACGGUGCCGCUGCCCCCCACGUUGCGCCCCAUGUCGGCCACGCCGGCCCUGCUCCCCAUGCUGCCGGCCCUCAUGGCGCCCCUGUUGCCGGCGCUGCCCUCACCCAGCAGAUCUACAUCCCCAACGACAUGGUUGGCGCCAUCAUUGGCAAGGGUGGACAGAAGAUCAACGAAAUCAGGCAGAUCUCUGGCAGUGUGAUCAAGAUUAAUGAACCGCAGGACAACAGCAAUGAGCGACUCGUCACCAUCACCGGUACAGAGGAGUGCAACCGCAUGGCGCUCUACCUACUCUACCAGCGUCUGGAAAGCGAAAAGCACCGUUCGUAGGAUCGAUGCCGGACGAUAGCCUAAUUCAGCCAAUAGAAAUCACCGCGGAAUUCUUGUCUUUUAGUUUUUAGUCUCGAGCCUCUUAUAAAAUACCGGGUGCUGGGAAUGUGGCGUUAAGCGGAUAGUUCGUCUUCUUGGGUUUCGGGAGAGAGUGUGUGAACCUGGGAAAUACAGCGACUUUGAAACAAAAACGGUAACUUGCAGUUUUACUCUACCCGUGUUUUGGUGUCACUGAUUGAAAAGGGAAAUCUUCCCCGAACAUUGGUAUGGCCAUCGGUCAUUACCACAUUCAUCUGUCGUUUUUGCACUAGCCAUUUAAUGACGCUGUUUACUUCUUAUCCUCUGAACACUCACCUCCCUAGUGUGCUCUACUCUGAACAUCUCAAUUCAUACAGCUCUCUUUCCU